Molecule: messenger RNA, 294 nt
Organism: Prunus armeniaca (apricot)
Lineage: Eukaryota; Viridiplantae; Streptophyta; Magnoliopsida; Rosales; Rosaceae
Source: the annotation of a GenBank genome assembly
AUGGUUGAGGUGAUGGUGGUUUGCGACGGGAUGAGGCGUUUUGGGUUGGCUAUGGGGUGUGAUGGCUCUGUUUCAGAGAUGGGUUGUGCGAUGGGUUUGGAUUUGCAGAGAUGGGUUGUGCGAUGGGGAUUGCAAAGAUGGGUUGUGCGAUGGCUCUGUUUCAAAGGAGAUGAGGUGUGCAGUGGAGAUGGAGUGUGUUUGAAAGGGAAGGGGGUUUUCGAUUGGUGUUGUAUGAUAUGGGAUGGGGUUUACACAUGGGGUGUAAAAAGACUAUGGGGUGUAAAGAGCAAAUAA